UUUAGGAGUCUAUGGACGUCUCUGCCAUUUGCGCCAAAGAAACAUUGUAAACUGAGGGCUGGGAGUCGGUCCUUUUUGCUUUAUGCACCGUCACGUGGCUAUGAAGGAGUGAGAGACGGCUAUAUGUAAUACCGGCGCCCCAGAGGAGCACAAAUGUAGGGCACAGACACCCAAGGAGAGCGUGUGCGCUGAGAAAACGGGAGAUAUAUGAGCGACUCUGGCUGGCGGUGGACCCGAGCCUUUCAGUACACGGGGGGGAGACAAAACUUGAUUAAUGUCAUGCAAUAGUUCACUGUCUAGUCAAAGUGAGACGUUCAGGACUUCGCGAUGACCUCAAUGGAAUACGACGUGGAAGCCAUGAGCGGUCUUAUGCCGCAAAUCUUGGCCCUGACUGCACCUCCUGGAAGCCGGGACCUCAAUAAACAGCAGAGUGGAGGGUCUGGAACAUCUAACAAGGAGGGCCUAGCUGCCCAUCCAUACUUCCGGCGGCCGGGCCGAGGCCACAACCACGACUCCUGUGAUGCCUGUGGGGAAGGUGGCGAUCUAAUCUGCUGCGAUGUGUGUCCUGCCUCCUUCCAUCUCAUGUGCCAUGACCCACCGCUGGAUGAAGAGGAGAUACCCAUCGGGCGCUGGGCAUGUCAUCAGUGCAGAGUGUCAGGGCCUGACGAUGACAGAACCUCCGUGUCCAGUGGCAAGUCCAACAAAAGUGCCAAGGGCAUCAAGAGGAAAGAAAAAGAGGAUGACAAGCCAACACAUUCAUCUCUUACCAAAUCUGAGACCAAUGAAAAAAGAGUUUGCUCAGGUGGGAGGGAAUUUGAGGUGUCUGAUUCGCCUCUGCUCAUGGUCAAGGCUGCUGCAGCCAUCAACCCCACACAGUUUGCUUUGCCACCUGAGAUGCUGCUGCCCUCCAGCUUUCCAGGAGAAGCCAAGUCAGUGUCUAAAGGUAAUGGCAACAGGAAAGGAUCCCAGAAGAAGAAAGCUUAUGAAUUGGACAAUGGAUUAGUGCCAUUGCCUGCCAAACUGUGUUUCCAAUGCAACAAGAGCUGCCGAAUAGGUCCUCUCAUCCCGUGUGAUUACUGCCAGUUGUUCUUCCACCUGGACUGCCUGGACCCGCCCCUCACCACACCCCCCAUGAACAAAUGGAUGUGCCCCAACCAUCCAGAACACUUUGUGGACUCUACUUUGUUAACAUCCCAUAGUCUGACAGAAAGAGUGAAGCUGUGGGAUAAAUUCACUGUUCCUGUUGACCAGGACUCCAUACGCCUCAAGUUCUUCCAGCAGGUGCACAGAAAGAAUCCACCCUUCCGGUACAAAGUGCGGCGUGCCCUCAGAUCCAGGAUACGAGUGCCACAAGCCGUCAAAGACCAAUAUGCAGAUCCCCCUGACUUGCUGCCUCGACAUGGCCCACCACAGUACCUCCUGCCUCCACCUUCCCCUUGCGACUUUGAGGCCUCCACUGCCACCACUGUACCUGCCAUCACCACUGCCAGCAAGGAGAGGCCUGCUACCACUACCACCACUGCCACCACCACUGCGGCUGCCAUCACCAAUGCCUGCAGCCUUCGGUUUAAUCAGAGGUUGGAAGUGAAGGAGGAACCAGGAGCCAUAUCAUUGCCAAUGGAGGAAGGGAAGGAUGGCUCUGAGAUGGAGGUGAAAUCUGAAGACAAGAGAAAUGAUACUGAGAGAAAAAAUGCAACCAAAGAGGAAAUUGAUGAGUGGUUGGCUGGCCUGUUAUGCUUACAAGCAAGCAUAGUGAAGCACAUGGCCCGCAGCACCUCUGGGAGCCUCAGCAAAACUCAAGAUCGCCCUAAAGAGCUCAAUGGACCCACUCCACUGGGAAGUGGCAGUGGUGGCAGCAUGGGGAGUGAUGUUGCCCCAUCCUUAGAGCGGCCAGGCUGUAUGAAUGGUGACCUCACUGCCCAUGAACUGAUUACAGGCAAGCAUAACCGCUUUACCACUGAUCCACGGCGGCAGCAGACCCCUGUCAACAGUGGCUUCCAGGCCCCAGCACCCUACCUGCCUGCCAAGAAAGGCAUUCUCAAAAACCAGAAGGGAAAGGGCAUUGCUACUCCAGGGAUAAAGGCUCCCCGACAAAGAAAACAGACAGCAUCAGAAAUUCUGUCUGAGACGUUAACAUCACUAGCCUCCUCUCUGCAAAACUCUAUCACGGGCAAGCAGGAGGUGUCCCUGGGGCAACUGGAGCGCUCAGUGGUGGAUGUCUUGGCCUGGCAGCGGUUAGAGGAACUGCUGUGCCCCCCUCGCCCCUCGACACCCCCAGUGGUAACUAAACCCUUGCCUGCCCGUGCCCUUGUGUGCCCUCUCAUCCAGGACUCACAUCUGCAGGACUGGGCUGUUAAGACCCCAGCUCCCUCCUACUGCACUGAGCCUGUGCCCAUGACCUACAGGAUAUUGAGAGUUGGGAAAGGAAGUCAUAACCACCUUGACUUGAGUAAAUAUGGUCACUGUAACUACAUAUCUCAAGAGCAUGCGGCAAUAUUCUUUGAUGAGAGCACCGGCCAUUACGAGCUGCUAAACUAUAGCUGCCAUGGCACACGGGUGGACACUGUGCUGUACCAGUAUGACCCAAGUGAACGCACUGUCAGCCAGGCACCCCCACCACCACUGCUGCAGCAAGUCAGGGCUAUAAUUAAUCAGAGGACAGGUCACCGAACAGAGCAAUCACGUCAGGAGGCCAUGACAGACACUCCUGGCCAGUCUCUCACACGGUGUAACUGUAAGCGAGGCAAGGCGAAGGUGGGAGCCGCAUCCCGAGCUGCCCCGUCAGCAGGCACUGGUGGCUGGGAGGGCGGUGCAGUGCUUCACCACGGCUCUCACCUGGGGUUUGGAUGCCUCCAGUUUGUGUUUAGCAUCAUGGAGGAGGCUAGUAAAGCUGACUGGGUGAACACAACCAUCAAGACUUAUGAAAAGUUUUUCAAGCAGGAGGAGGAAGAGGCCCAGCAGGAAGAGGAAACAAAGGUGAAAGAAGAGGUGGAAGAAGAGGAGGAGGAUGAAGAUGAGGAGGAAGAGAAACCUAAAAAGGAUAAAGCUGCAAAGUCAUGAGAUUAAUCUAAAGUUAACUUGACAAUAAUAUUGAAUUUGUAGCAUUUCCAGAUUUUUCUAGAGAUGGUCAUUGAGAAGUGUGGAAGGUCUAUAAUUUAUAUGCAGAAUCUUACAAUAAGGAAAUAAGAAUGGCAUUUGAUAGAUACAAAUCAUAGAUUUUGAAGACCCGAGAAGUGAAUAUCUUCCAAGGAAGUGUAAAUAAGGUACUGAUGAUGUAAAGAACUUUGCCUUGUAAAAGACAAUGCUCAUAUUUUAUUACAGGUGAUGACCAAACAGGACCACAUAAAGUUGGAAGUAAAGGGCAUUCGUUUUUAACAGAAUCUCUAAAACAGAUGUGUUCACGUACAAUGUUACUAACCCAGUGCAAAAGCCAACUCUGAGGGAGGAGUGUGUGGUGCAGCUGAGUGACUCGCAGGCAGCAGUCCCCGGCAAAGUGUUAGGGGUGGUGCCUGGUGAGUACUGUGGGGAAGUGUCUGCACAAAUACAGCAGAGCCACACUGUAAGGACGGAGAAGUCUCCUGGUUGUGGGAGGCAGUGUUGCCGUUUCUUACUGUUGACCUCCAGAUUUUUCUUCUGGUGGCAUCUUUAACAGCAUUUUGUUACAAGUAUCUUUGUAAUUUUAUCCAGUUUCUUGUAUAAGAGAUGAUGUUGGUACAUGGUUGUAGCUUAUAUUUUGUGUACCAAGAAGCUUCUGUGUUAUCUACAGCUCUCAAUAUUGAACAAUCUAUAUGUAUUUUUAGUGCUAAUAUAUUAUGUAGCAAAUAAUGUAAAUAGUGAAUUUUAAUGAAUGUCCUUAUAAACUGAAACAAGUAUUGUACAUAAUGUACAAAUUUAAUGAUGUUAUUUUAUAUAAAGUAAAUUGUACAUGAGGAGUCCUAUCUUCCCUGUGUUGCCUGGCCAGCCAACCCUCACCUCUCCUCCUCUAACAGAGGUCCUCUGUGGCCUGUCGUGUACAUAACCAAGUUAAAGCUCAUACUCAUUAAUGCAAGACCUCUACACUCAUCUUCCAGCCAACAUCUGUUACGUAAUCUAGCAAUCUUGUAAAUGUUCUGAAAAUUUAGUUUUUGUCGAAAUAUUUUAUUAUUUUAGCCAAGAAUGCAUCAUUAUAUAGCCAUUGGUUUAUAUAAUUGUACUUUUUUUUUUUUUGUAGGAAAGAGGAUGUUUUAUUUUCAUAAAGCAAACAUGUUUAGACUGCCAAACUCUGAAUGCCCUAAUUGUGUAAAAAUUUUGGAUAGAUGAAAAUCUGAUAUCUGUUCUUUUGGAACUCAGUAAUUAGCAAAUGCUUUUAUAUUUUUGAGUUGAUCAUUGGAGUUAGGGAAGGUUUUGAAUGUGACUCAGUGUGUUGUUGACAGUUUGGGAACAGAGUAAUGUACCUGAUGCUUUGGUCGUGGUGUGUGUCGCUAAACCACACUUUAUCCUUAUGAAGGAACUCUUUCUGCAAAAUUUGUGUUAUCCUGUGUAUGCCUUUCAGACAUUUGACCUUAGUUUGCACAGAGGCUCAGAAAGGAUCAAAGAUAAUGUUUAGAAUGAAAAGCUUAGGAAAAUUGUGUACAUUUAGGGAUUUGAAGCCCAUCCUGCAUCCCUUACCUCCCUGACCAUCCACAGCCUUCUGAACCACCUCUGCUACUGGUCAUUCAUUGUCACUAUUAAUAAGUGACACUAUUUUCAAUAUAAAGGUAACUGGAGUCCAUUAUACAGUAAAGAAUGGCCUGACAAGAUGAGUCAUGUUGCUCACAUAAGAUGCCACAGUGCAGUUCCUAAAUGUUGAUUAUGUUUAUCACUGCCCUCUGUACAAAAAUAUUCUUUUAUACUGUUAUUUUUUGGCAUUUUAUGCUGUCUGUAGUAAUUUGAUUUUGUGUCAACACUAUCAUUAAAUGUGUACACAUCAAAUUUGCAACAGUAGAUCUUUAUAAGUUUAUCUUCUCCGUGUUUAUUUCUGUGCAAUACUUUUCUUGGUGUAGGCAGUGUUUAGGCUGCGGUUUUGGGAUAAAAGUUGGAUGUGUUACUAGGCAUGAACAAUGCUGCCUUGUGAUCCUCUACUAAAAUGUUUUAUUUAUGACCAAAAAAAAAAAAAAAAGGAAGGACACUUCCUUAAAUAUUCAGAAAUUUUGAAUACAAGGGAAAGAACAGAAAUGAUACAUGUAGUGCACUGACCUGAUUUAUGAAAGGCAACAGUUUUGACCAUCAUGUUACCUUCCAUUGAUAAGAUACAAUUCUAGAUAAGAUACACAAGAAUGAAAAUAGCCUGUCUUAGUAUGGUGGUAAAUAAUUAUGAUGGCAAUAGUUGGUGAGCUGUAUUGCCUUUGUGCUGUCUGGUGAAAUCAGUGGAGAUUUAUUUCUUUAAAAGUUAUGGAUGAUUUUCUAGUAGUUUAUUCCAUCUCCCAAAUCAGUAAAUCCUUGUUUGAUGUAGCUGUGAUCCAAAAUCCAUAACUUUAAGUUAAACGAAGUAGAGGAACCCUUCCUCACUACAGUCUAUUAGAAACACAAUUCUUGUUACUCGAGUAUUACGUGCAUUAAAGGAUAUACAAGAGGAAUACACACAUUUACCACCACAGAUGAUCUUUGAAACCUUUUCAUAGUCCUGUUAUGUAAUAUAAGAUUAAUUUAAGAAUGAAUAGAUUUGCUGUCCUUGUUGACUGAAUUGAUACUGAAUUAAUUUGGUUCACAAAAUUGGUGUAACUCAACACUCCAGCUACCAUCUCAUACCAACUUUUUUUUUUUUUUUUUUUUUUUACCAGAUACAUAAUUUACAUAAGUUUUUGCUUUCCUGAAAACAGAAAAAAAAUCAACAGCACUAAUUACAAAAGUUUUAUCAGCAUGUUAAACAUUUAAAUUUUUCAAGAUGAAAAUAUUAGUGUCAAAUAAACAAUUGCAUGACAGUUGUAGAACCAACACCUCCAAAUGUAAAGCUACCACAGCUAAAGACCAAGGUUUGACAUUGUUACAGAGGAUCAGAGGGUAGCACAGUGACUGAGGCAGGAAUUGCUAUACAUUUAAACUGCAGGACAAUAUCAUUACAUGCUUGUUUUUUUUUUGACAAACGCCCGUUCUUCCUCACUCCACAAAUGUCCCUUUUGAUAUAAUACUCUUCACACUUACCAUUUGUUAGUGUUCUUUCAUUCACUUUCUUGUACUACAUACAAAUGUUGUUACUACAAAUUAAAUUGAAUUUAGAGUUUAUUGGCCAAAGGUGUUAUUCACACACACACACACACACACACACACACACA
Portunus trituberculatus (swimming crab) is the source of this 6290-nucleotide messenger RNA. RefSeq names its product PHD finger protein 12-like. Lineage: Eukaryota; Metazoa; Arthropoda; Malacostraca; Decapoda; Portunidae. Gene Ontology annotation, cellular component: Sin3-type complex; nucleus. The record is from RefSeq and is a predicted model, not a curated record. Gene Ontology annotation, molecular function: transcription corepressor activity; protein binding. Gene Ontology annotation, biological process: negative regulation of transcription by RNA polymerase II.